Penicillium longicatenatum is the source of this 303-nucleotide messenger RNA. RefSeq lists its product as uncharacterized. The record is from RefSeq and is a predicted model, not a curated record. Bases 1 to 303 code for a protein of 100 amino acids. Lineage: Eukaryota; Fungi; Ascomycota; Eurotiomycetes; Eurotiales; Aspergillaceae. The transcript has a single exon.
AUGACGAUGGUUAUGACAUGGCCUCGCCGCCCAGGCCUGUCAUGGAUGGACGCAACAAGAACCGGCUCGAGUGAUCAGAGCAGGUGUCCCCGGAACUACACGGAAAAUCCUUCGUCUCAUUUCUCAUCUAGUCACGACCCGGAGUUAGUGAGCGAACACGAACCAGCAGAGGACAUUCGUACAAAUUCUCCGGCGAAGACCAGCAACCAGAUCCCGACCCCAACCAUCCGCCCAGAAAGCCCCUUAAACCUGCUGCUUGCUACACACAUCCACCGUCACCUGCGCGUCAUGAGUAGCCAAUGA